AUGAACUGCGUAAGAUGUUCGUUGCGGCGUGGUUUGCAAUCAAGAUAUAUUCGCACUCGUGCUAAAAUACCAAGGUCAAGAAAAGACUUAAGGAGUGCACAAGAAAUAGGUGAGCGCAGAAGACCAAAAUUGGAUAUAGAGCUUAGGAAUGUUGAUGAAGCAAAGAUCCGAGAAAUGGGUCAUAUUUUGAAUAGCGAAAAUGAAUUCAGAGGAUGUCGGUCACGAUUCACCAAGGCGAAAACCAAAUCAAAACCAGAAUUAGUCACGAAACCUCCUGCCCAAAUUGAACGAGAGCUUAAAGCACUUUUUAGAAAAGAUGGCGUGGAAUACGAUUCUGCAUUUGUACAGGACAUAAUUAAAAGGUCAAAAACCGAGAAGAAAAUUCUUGAAGAUUCGUUAAGAGGAGGUCAGAAGUUACAGAGGGUAAAUGAUGAAAGUAUUAAAAACUUUGUCUCUUGGAUGAUAGAUGAUUGCCGUCGGAGAAUUUUCAAACCAAUUAACGGGGAAAGUGAUGAAAGGAGAAAUACGGAAGCAGCAAAAAUAACCGAAACAGUCGCUGAUAAACGGCAAUAUCAAGAACUCACGGAUUCCAUUGGGAUCGACCUAUUCGAAAUGUGCCUGCGGACAGAAGAACUAUCUCAAGGUUUAGCACCAUCUGGACUCGAAGCAUUGCCUGGAUUUCUAGACGUGCUAAGUCGUUCUGAUUCAGCAGAUUCUAGAAAACUUGUUACAUUAGAACAACUAAUGCAGAUAUUUGUGAUAUCAGGCCAAAUAGGGGAUGAUAGGCUGCGGAAUAAAUGCUUGUAUCUUACAGGUAAUUUAAUAAGUAUGCAAACAUCUGGCCGGGCAGAUCCCAUUAAUGAGAGGAUGUAUAUAUUGGCAUUAACAUAUUAUAAAGAAUUUGAUAAAGCGAUAUAUUUGUUUAACAGCCGACGCAAUAAAAAUGAUGUUAAACUUCAAAGAUUCUGGCUUGAAAUGGGGGCAGAAAUAUAUCUUCGAAUGCCCAUGGACCAUACUAAAGAAGCAGAACAGAUAGCAGCAGAAAUAUUUGCUAAAUUCCAUUACAUACACCCAGUACUACAGCUUAUAUUUAUUGAGAAGUAUUUAGCACUGUCAAAUUGGCAGAAAGCAUUUGGCUGGUGGGAAAAUUUAAAAAAGCUAAUGAAUGAUUAUGGUUUGUGUCAACAUUUAUCUGUUCCGAACUCACAAAUCGUGAACGAUUCACGAGUCGCCUAUAAUUAUUAUAAUAGAAUCGAACCUCUUACAUACGAUAACACACUAGACGCUUUUAUGAGUUUUAUGAAAUAUGAAAGAUUUGAUGAGAUGAUGUCAAUUAUUAGAACUGUUACACUAAGAGAUAAAAGGUUCCUCUUGUUUUUAGUGGAUCAAUUGCAAACGAAAAUGAGCUAUCCAGGACGCGAAUAUCUUUGUCAGUGCUUUGAAGAGGAUUUGAAAAUGGUGAAUCCAAAAUAUGAAACGGUGAUCGAGGAGUACAUACUAACAAUUUUGAACCAGAAGAGACCUACAAUAUUAACAUCGAAGAAGGAAGCGGAAUUUUUGGAUGAAAUAUGUUCAUAUCUUUCUACUCAGCUAACAGAUAGUGAGAUGUCUAGUCGUGACCGGCUUAAGACAUCAUCUCUUAUUUCGUCGUUGGCUAUUGGAUCGAAAAUUACAAGCUUUGCUGCAAAAAAUUUGAUGAAAGUUCUUUUUCUUGGCCAUAAUCGUAAGGGAUUCGAUCUUGCAUCGAGAGUAUUGGAUUAUAUGAAUAUGAAAUUGGUGAAUGUACGUACUGGAAACAAGACAAAAAGCGGCAUAUUUCCACCAGCGAACGCUCAUAUAUACCUAACACUUGUUCAAUUAUUUGGAAGAAGGGAUAAGCCAAGAAUUAGGGAAAUUGAAAAAUUGAUUUCUAUGAUGGAAGAAUAUCAAAUCCCUAUUUUAACGGUGUUUGCUAAUCAGGUCCUACUAACCUAUGCGAAAGCUAAACAAUUCACUAAGGCCAUUGAGUUCUUGGAUAAUUUUCUUUUUGGCGAUGAUCCAAACUCAUUUCCUCAACCGACAUCACAGUUCGCAAGCACCGCAAUGCAUUUAUAUAGAUCAAAGGAAGCUACUGAACAUGGAAAGGGGCUUUUGAUGACAGAGAGAAAUCGGCUUGCAAAGGUUCGAAAUCUAUUUAAAAUGCUAAUUCAAACCCCAGGUUGGACAAUGAACGAAGAACUUUUGACGGAAAGUGUUCUAACAUUCAUGACAUUUGGCGAUUAUGCGUCAGCGGUAUGUGCAUUAGAAUAUAAUGGUUUUAUGGAAGAGAAUAAAAGAAGUGAUGGUAUUAUUCCUAAUCAGAUGAUCGUUUCAAUCAAAGCUAAAUUGAAUGCUUCAAUUGUCAAAAUGGAACGUCAGCUAAGCGAAGAUCAAGCCAAGCAAUUACAGCAUAUCAUACAAUCUUUUCGUGAGAAGUGCGGCCUCAUGUCUUUAGAUUCUCAACUGAUGCCUGAUAAAGUGUAUAACUGGCGAGAUGCUGCUGCUACUAUUAUUAAAUUUGAGAUGGUAUUUGAUUUCAACCCAAGGCUACAGAGUUUAAGAAAUCAAUUCUGCUCAUCGACUAUUCCCGGUGGGGCUGAAAGGAACAAAGGUAGGUUUGAAGAGGACUUAUUAAAUUUACAAAAGUUCUAUGACCUUCCUGUUAUCGGAAUUGAUGAAAUUAUAUGA
Messenger RNA from Brettanomyces bruxellensis, 2706 nucleotides. RefSeq lists its product as uncharacterized. Lineage: Eukaryota; Fungi; Ascomycota; Pichiomycetes; Pichiales; Pichiaceae. The transcript has a single exon. Bases 1 to 2706 code for a protein of 901 amino acids. The record is from RefSeq and is a predicted model, not a curated record.